Molecule: messenger RNA, 1953 nt
Organism: Triticum turgidum subsp. durum (durum wheat)
Lineage: Eukaryota; Viridiplantae; Streptophyta; Magnoliopsida; Poales; Poaceae
Source: the annotation of a GenBank genome assembly
AUGGAGGGCGGUGGCGGCAAGGCGGCGGGCUACGCCCACCACCACGACACCGCCAGGCUGCUCAAGGCCUUCAGCCGCACCGUCGAGCCGCGCAACUUCGGCAUCGGCCUCGUCGCCGGAUUCCUCCUCGUCACCUGCGCAUACUUCUCCACCGCCAAGUUCGACGCCAUCCACAUCGCGCCCCUCGUCAGCCCCCUGGAGACCCGGAUUGGCUCGCCGGUGAGCGCCGCCGCCGCCGGCUCCAAGACCCAAUUAGAUUUGGGCGUGCUGGGGCAGGACGCGGCAUUAUCCGGGGAGGGGAGCAAGGCCGAGGUGCUGGACACGGACGGCGACGACCACACGACCACCUCCCCCUCCUCCUCUUCAGCGCAAGAUUUGGUCCACGAUGCGUCGCUGGCGGACACGAAGAAAGAUGACACCUUUGCGAGGGACGGCGAUGCUGCGGCCGUGGAGGCCGCCAAGGACGAUGACGCCGCCGGCGCUCUUCUCCCUCCCCUGUCGGCAAACGGCGCGCAGGAGGAACAAGGUGUUCUUGAGGACCAGGAGCUGCUUGUGCAGGAUGCCAUUGCCGCUGCUAAUUCACCAAACAAGAGCUCCAGCAAUGGCGGCUCACAGUCCGUGGUUCAAUCCGACCCGGCGACGAUUCCUGCUCCAGUCCAGCAGAGUCCUCCUACCGUUCCAGUUCCAGAGGCUCCCAAGCAGGAGGAGGCCAAGGCUCCUCCACUCCAGCAGAUUCCCCUCGUCCCAGAGCCUCUCAAGCAGCAGCCAGGUUCGGAAGAGGCGGCGACGGCGCCCCGGCGGGAGUGGAAGCCGCUGUGCGACCUGACGUCGAACCGGCGCAUCGACUGGUGCGAGCUGGACGGCGACGUGCGCGUCCACGGCGCCAAGGCCACGGUCACCCUGGUCGGCGCGCCGCAGGCCGAGGAGUGGCGCAUCAGGCCGUACCCGCGCAAGGUCGACCCCAACGCCAUGCGCCACGUCACCAACAUCACCGUGCGCUCCACCACGACUCUCCCCGGCGCCGGCGAGGACGCCGAGUGCGCGAUCAGGCACUCGGUGCCGGCGCUGCUCUUCUCGGACCGCGGGUACACGGGCAACUACUUCCACGCCUACACCGACGUGAUCCUGCCGCUCUUCCUCACGGCCAAGCAGUACGGCGGGGAGGUGCAGUUCCUGGUGUCCGACCUGCAGAUGUGGUGGGUCGGCAAGUUCCUCCCCGUCUUCAAGAGCCUCUCCAACUACGACCUCGUCGACCUCGCCGCCGACAACCGGACCCGCUGCUUCCGCCACGUCCAGGUGGGGCUCACCUGCCACGCCGACUUCAGCAUCGACCCGCUCCGCGCCCCCAACGGCUACUCCAUGGUCGACUUCACGAAGCACAUGCGCGGCGUCUACGGCCUCCCCCGCGGCCUCGCCGUGCCGGCCACCGGCGCCAAGCCACGGCUUUUACUUAUCGCGCGCGCCAGCACGCGGCGGUUCGUGAACGCCGACGACAUCGUGCGCGCGGCCCAGAAGGUGGGGUUCGAGGUGGUGGUGUCGGAGGGCACGCACGAGGUGGCGCCCUUCGCGGAGCUGGCCAACACCUGCGACGCCAUGCUCGGCGUGCACGGGGCCGGGCUGACCAACAUGGUGUUCCUGCCCACGGGCGGGGUGGUGAUCCAGGUGGUGCCGCUGGGCGGGCUGGAGUUCGUGGCCGGCUACUUCCGCACGCCGUCCAGGGACAUGGGUUUGAAAUACCUCGAGUACCGGAUCGCGCCGGCGGAGAGCACGCUGACGGAGCAGUACCCGGCGGACCACCCGAUAUUCACGGACCCCGACGGCGUGAAGAGCAAGGGGUGGGAGUCGCUGAAGCAGGUGUACCUGGACAAGCAGGACGUCCGGCUGGACCUCAAGAGGUUCCGGCCGCUGCUCAAGAAGGCCAUCGCGCACAUCAGAGCAAACAAGCUCCAGUGA